AUGAAUCUCCUAAUACGGCGCCAUCACGGUUCUUUCGCACCUUUCAAGCUCCAACCGACCAUUGAACGCGACAUUAAAUCUCUCUGCAAAAACGACCUACUUUUCGACGCCAUACAUCUCCUAAACUCCAUUCCUUCCCACAAAAAUUUCACCCAAAAACCAAUCCUCUACGCUACUCUCUUGCAAACUUGCACAAAGUGCCAGUCAUUCAACCAUGGCCUCCAACUGCACUCGCAUGUCAUCAAGACUGGACUCGAAACCGACCGAUUCGUAGGCAACAGCCUGCUCGCACUUUACUUCAAACUAAGCUCCGACUUCAUCGAAACUCAACGGGUUUUCGAUGGACUGUAUUUUAAAGACGUUGUCUCUUGGACUUCCAUGAUUUCGGGUUUUAUUCGCGUUGGGAAACCAAGGUGUUCGCUUGAUUUGUUUAAAGGAAUGUUGGGACUCGGUGUUGAACCAAAUGGCUUCACAUUGUCUUCGGUGAUCAAGGCGUGUUCGGAGCUGGGAGACGUAAAUCAAGGUCGCGUAUGCCAUGCGAUUGUCUUUCGACUUGGUUUCGAUAACAAUCAUGUAAUUGCUAGCUCAUUGAUCGACAUGUACGGCAGAAACUACACCCCCUAUGAUGCACGUAACCUGUUCGAUGAAUUGCUUGAACCAGAUCCCAUUUGUUGGACUACAGUAAUUUCCGCCUUUACAAAAAACGAUCUGUUCGAAGAAGCAUUAGGUUUUUUUCUCUCAAUACUAAGGAAGCAUAAAAUGUCGCCAGACAGCUACACAUUUGGAACAAUUCUAUCAGCUUGUGCGAACUUAGGAAGAUUAAAGCAAGGUAAAGAAAUUCAUUCCAAACUCAUCACUUCUGGAAUCCAAGAUAACGUGGUAGUGGACAGCAGUUUAAUCGACAUGUAUGGUAAAUGUGGCUCUUUAAACGAAUCCCGCCAAAUGUUCGAUAGAAUGUCCAAACCAAAUUCAGUAAGCUGGUGUGCACUCCUUAAUGGGUAUUGCCAAAAGGGUGAUUUCGAUACUGUUAUCAACCUUUUUAGAGAAAUAAAAGAGGUCGAUCUUUACAGUUUUGGAACCCUAAUUCGCGCAUGUGCAGGGUUGGCAUCUGUUAGACAAGGAAAAGAGGUUCAUUGUCAGUAUUUAAGGAAGCAUGGAUGUCGAUACGUUAUCAUAGAAUCAGCUUUAGUUGACCUUUACGCAAAAUGUGGAAGCAUAGAUUUUGCUUAUAAACUCUUUAAACAAAUGGAAGUUAGAAAUCUAAUAACAUGGAACUCAAUAAUCAGUGGGUUUGCUCAAAAUGGGAGAGGUUUAGAUGCUAUUCAGAUGUUUAAUGAUAUGAUGAAUGAAGGAAUGAAACCAGAUGGGAUUAGUUUCAUUGGUGUUCUUUCUGGUUGUAGUCAUGCUGGUUUGGUUGAUGAAGGCAGAGAGUAUUUUAUGAUAAUGAAGAAAAAGUAUGGAAUUGAAGGCGAUGUUGCUCAUUAUAGUUGCAUGGUUGAUAUGUUAGGGCGUGCUGGGCUUAUUGAAGAAGCAGAAAGUUUGAUAAUGGAGUCAAGAUUUGAAGAUGAUAAGUCUUUGUGGACAACACUUCUUGGUGCUUGUAGUACAAGUAGUGAUUUUAUUGUUGCAGAAAGGGUGGGUAAGAAGAUGAUGGAGUUGGAUCCGGAUUAUCAUUUGAGUUAUGUUCUUCUGAGUAAUGUGUAUAGAGCGAUUGGAAGGUGGAGUGAAUCGGAUAAGAUUAUUGGCGUUAUGAAAGAGAGAGGGAUUCAGAAAACACUUGGGAAAAGUUGGAUAGAUAUAGAUGUGUAG
This is a messenger RNA of Lactuca virosa, 1809 nucleotides long. NCBI's taxonomy places the organism in Eukaryota, Viridiplantae, Streptophyta, Magnoliopsida, Asterales, Asteraceae. The record is from the annotation of a GenBank genome assembly.